Molecule: messenger RNA, 8806 nt
Organism: Esox lucius (northern pike)
Lineage: Eukaryota; Metazoa; Chordata; Actinopteri; Esociformes; Esocidae
Product: semaphorin-4B
Exons: 15
Coding region: 557-3115 (852 amino acids)
Biological process (GO): negative chemotaxis; axon guidance; neural crest cell migration
Molecular function (GO): chemorepellent activity; semaphorin receptor binding
Source: RefSeq, a predicted model, not a curated record
AGAUGGACAGUAGCGCUGUGGAAUAGUUUUUCCAACACGGAGAGGUCUAUCUGGAGUCAACAAAACGUAUACGACGAACCAUUUUAUUUUAACAUUGCCCCGAAAUUAGAUCAUUGGAAUAACUAUUUAUUUACCAGACUACUACAUUGGAACGAUUUUCCAACACUUUUGCACCAUUCAGAUUAGUUUCUUUCAACCGGAGAGUUUGUUCCAGCGCUGCAUGAUCCCAGCAUGGCGUUGUUCAAUGCCCGCUGACCGGAGGGGAGAGAAUGUAAACUGGACCAUAUGACAUGUAGAUGUGACCCAAUCACACUGCUUACUACAGAGAGAGAGAGACUCCCACUAUUCAUUCCAGAGAGAGAGAGGGCCGCUCCCAAAAGUCUGUGGCCAAUCGCAACGACGAAGGAACACUGUCAUCUAACAACUUCCUGCUUCUUGAACCCUCCACCUUCCUUCAGCAUGUCCAGAGAAAGACAAACAAGUUGUGUUUAAUGAAUUCCACAGUGUCGUGAAGACAAACAGACAGAGCAGCUCUGUGAUUGGGCGGAGUUACACCAUGUGGACGAUAACCGGGCCAAUGGCUGGGCUUUGUCUCCUGGCUGCUGCUCUGCUUUUGGUUGAAUGGGUCGGGGCAGUUACCGCGUCAGAGGAUGAUGUUAUUCCACGCAUCAGCUUUCCAUACAAUGCGUUGGAGAGGCCGGCCAAGAGGUUCUCGGCGGACGGUGUGUCUAACUACACGUCUCUGCUGCUGAGGUUGGAUGACGACACGCUGUACGUGGGGGCCAGAGAGUCCCUGUUCGCCCUGCGCCUCCAGGACAUCAGCUCCACCACCCUCAGUAGGAAUUUGACAUGGGAAACCCCAACCAGGAAGAGAGAGGAGUGCAGUUUCAAAGGGAAAAGCUUCCAGACUGAUUGCGUCAACUACAUCAAGAUCCUCCUGCCCCUGAACAGCACUCAUCUCUAUGUGUGUGGAACGUACGCAUUCAGCCCCAUCUGCGCAUACAUAAACACCUCCACGUUCUCUCUGGAGCGGGAUGAGAGGGGACAGAUCAUUCUGGAGGAUGGGCGAAGUCGCUGCCCUUUCAACCCGGAUUACCAGUCCACUGCCAUCAUAGUGGAUGGUGAGCUUUAUGCUGGCACGGUCAGUAACUUCCAGGGUAAUGAGCCAGUCAUCUACAGAAGUCUGGGUGGAGGCCCCUCCCUAAAGACGGAGAACUCUCUCAACUGGCUCCAAGAUCCUUCCUUCGUUGGCUCCGCCCACCUCCAGGAGAGCCAGCCCCUCGGCAACCCGGUCGGUGAUGAUGACAAAGUCUACUUCUUCUUCAGUGAGACGGGAAAAGAGUUUGACUUCUUUGACAACACCAUAGUGUCCCGCAUCGCCCGUGUCUGUAAGGGCGAUAAGGGCGGAGAACGAGUCCUCCAGAAGAAGUGGACGACCUUCCUGAAGGCACAGCUGCUGUGCUCUCUCCCUGAUGAUGGCUUUCCCUUCAACAUCAUACAGGACAUGUUCGUUCUCACGCCCGAUGGGGAGGCCUGGGAGAAUACGCUCUUCUACGGCGUCUUCACCUCCCAGUGGUAUACCGGAGCGUCCAGCAGCUCUGCGGUGUGUGCCUUCACCAUGGCCCAGGUGGAGCGGGCAUUCAGUGGCCGGUACAGAGAGGUCAACCGGGAGACCCAGCAGUGGUACACCUACAACCACCCUGUCCCAGAACCCCGGCCUGGAGCAUGUGUCACCAACACCGCCAGAGACCAGGGUAUCCAGUCAUCCCUCCACAUGCCCGACAAGGUUCUUAACUUUGUGAAGGACCAUUUCCUAAUGGAUCACGUGAUCCGGAGCUCGCCCCUCCUGCUGAAACGCAGCGUGCGCUACACCCAGAUCGCCGUGCACAAGGUCCAGGGGAUGGAGAGGGCCUAUGACGUGCUCUUCAUUGGGACCGAUGAUGGGAAGCUCCACAAGGCCAUCAACUCCAACGACAAGAUGCACAUCAUUGAGGAGAUGAUCCUGUUCUCAGAGCCUCAGCCUAUACAGCACAUGGAGUUGGAUGCCAGGAGGGGCCUGUUGUUCAUCUCUUCGUACUCUGGGGUGGUGGAGGUUCCGGUAGCUAACUGCUCCAACUACCAGGGCUGUGGGGAGUGUGUCCUCUCCAGGGACCCGUACUGUGCCUGGACCGGCAGGCAGUGUCUGGACGUCAGGCUGGCCCCACCUGACAGCCACUGGCAGCAGGAUGUGGAGGAGGCCGACACCAGUGCAAUCUGUAACAAGACCGUCCCCAUCCCACGCUCUGGAGGGCCUCAACACACACGUGUAUCCCAGUGCCAGAAGAUCACACUGCCAGCCAACUCCUUCCGGGUGCUGCCCUGCCCGUUGCGCUCCAACCUGGCAAAGAGACGCUGGGCCUAUGCCCCCAGCGCCAGCCCUUUCCUCUUACCCACCCCUGAUGGAGGCCUGGUGGUGGUGGCCCAGCCAGACUCCUGCCACACCUACGAGUGCUGGUCACAUGAGGAGGGCUUCACGCAGCUACUGGCCAACUACUGCGUGAGGGCGGAGCCUGGUCCGCCCCAGCUAGAGAGCACCACGCUGAUUGGCCACUCCAGAACACCCCAAGUGAACCAGGACCAGGUAGAGAGCAUCAUCAUCCUGCCUGAAGAGGCUCCCUCCACCCAGCUGAACAGUAAGACCUACUGGGCGGAGCUGGUGGGGGUGUGCGGCCUGCUGGCUGUCUGCCUUCUGCUCUUCUCCCUACUCCUCCUCUACAGGAGCCGGGGCAGCAUGAAGGCCCUGCUGAAGGACCGCGACCAGCGACCCAGCAUGCAACAGAAGAAGGCCCGCUUGGCGGGGGGGAAGCCAGCGGAAAGCCUGCCUCUGAACAGUAACACCAUCCCCGUUUCGACCUCUGAUCACAAGGGCUACCAGACGCUAAACGACAACUACAUCUCCACCACGCCCACGCUCACCACGCCGACCCACGAGUCGUCCCCUGACAACAGCAAGAGCUUCUCCGAGGCAUCCGAGAGACGACCUUUAAAUCUAAGAGAGAGUCACGUCGAGAUCUCGGACACUUGCCCUCGACCCCGAGUCCGACUGGGCUCCGAGAUUAAAGACUCGAUUGUGUGAGGGGAGUUGAUGUGACCUGGACGAAGUGUAAAGCCACCAAGCUGAGGGGGGACGUCUUGCCUCAUAACAACAUGACAGUCGGCAACAGAUGUCCCCCAGCUUGGUGCUUAUAUGUACAUAACCUUUGGGACCUGUCACAGACACACGUCAUCCGCUAUUCACAUCCUUCCCCAGUCAAUGAGUCUAAAGAGAACGGGUCCUUUGAAACUGACCCGGUGAUGGGAGAUUCUGGGGUGAUGAUGUCUUCUCCCUUCAGGCUCAAAAGGGACAAAGGCUGCAUUUGCUGCAUUUUAAUGCCGGUGAAACAGACCGAGUUAAAAGACGUAUUGGAGAGAGACAAGUAAUGAAGGAAGCCCGGCAGAGUCGGACAUAGCCAGGCCGGGGCAUGCCUCACCUGCAUCAGGACCAGCUACACCCUCUGUUCCAUGAACACUACAUCACCUGUCUCCAGCUGUGACCACUACAUCACCGGUCUCCAGCUGUGACCACUACAUCACCGGUCUCCAGCUGUGACCACUACAUCACCGGUCUCCGACUGUGACCACUACAUCACCGGUCUCCAGCUGUGACCACUACAUCACCGGUCUCCGACUGUGACCACUACAUCACCGGUCUCCGACUGUGACCACUACAUCACCGGUCUCCGACUGUGACCACUACAUCACCUGUCUCCAGCUGUGACCACUACAUCACCUGUCUCCAGCUGUGACCACUACAUCACCUGUCUCCAGCUGUGACCACUACAUCACCUGUCUCCAGCUGUGACCACUACAUCACCUGUCUCCAGCUGUGACCACUACAUCACCUGUCUCCAGCUGUGACCACUACAUCACCUGUCUCCAGCUGUGACCACUACAUCACCUGUCUCCAGCUGUGACCACUACAUCACCUGUCUCCAGCUGUGACCACUACAUCACCUGUCUCCAGCUGUGACCACUACAUCACCUGUCUCCAGCUGUGACCACUACAUCACCUGUCUCCAGCUGUGACCACUACAUCACCUGUCUCCAGCUGUGACCACUACAUCACCUGUCUCCAGCUGUGACCACUACAUCACCUGUCUCCAGCUGUGACCGCUUGAAAACCAUACAAUGUCCAUGCAGUCACAGGAUUAAGAGUAUGGACUAGGACACAAAAAUACGGCACACGAAUAGAUUAUGGACCACGCUACACGAAUAGAUUAUGGACCACGCUACACGAAUAGAUUAUGGACCACGCUACACGAAUAGAUUAUGGACCACGCUACACGAAUAGAUUAUGGACCACGCUACAUGAAUAGAUUAUGGACCACGCUACAUGAAUAGAUUAUGGACCACGGCACAUGAAUACAUUAUGGACCACGGCACACAAAUAGAUUAUGGACCACGCUACAUGAAUACAUUAUGGACCACGCCACACGAAUAGAUUAUGGACCACGGCACACAAAUAGAUUAUGGACCACGCUACACAAAUAGAUUAUGGACCACGCUACACGAAUAGAUUAUGGACCACGCUACACGAAUAGAUUAUGGACCACGCUACACGAAUAGACUAUUGACCGCGGCAUAGGAAUAGACUCUUGACCGCGGCAUAGGAAUAGACUCUUGACCGCGGCAUAGGAAUAGACUCUUGACCGCGGCAUAGGAAUAGACUCUUGACCGCGGCAUAGGAAUAGACUCUUGACCACGGCAUAGGAGUAGACUAUUGGUCGCGGUAUAGGAAUAGACUCUUGACCGCGGCAUAGGAGUACACUAUUGAAUAGGCCACACAAAUAGAAUUUGGAUCACGCCACCGGAAUUGACUUUGGGCCACACCAUAUGGAAGUGAGAAGCACAAUGGGAAGGGAUUAGGGUACUAUGUAUAUCUUCAGGUUGUUUGCACCUUGCUGAGGUGAUUGGAGGAGCCAGCGCUGGUUUCUGCCAGACUAGAUGCAGGUGUUGCUGCUCCUAAACAAUGUAUGUUUAGUUAAAUAAUAGGAUAAUUCAUGUGGCUAGAACAUAAAACAACAUGGUCAACACAAGUACAAAUUAGAAAUGUACAGAUCACAAUCAAGCAUUCCUGCUAAUUGAUAGUGCAGAUGGAAGUCUGAUGGUAUGUAUUGUGUAUAUAUUGUAUGCAGUAUAAGCAAUGUGUGAAACUACAAUAUGUAACACAGCCCCUGAUACAAUUUCAAUAUGUAACACAACCCCAGAUACAACUACUAUAUGUGACACAACCCCAGAUACAACUACUAUAUGUGACACAACCCCAGAUACAACUACAUUAUGUAACACAACCUCAGACAUAACUAAAACAUGUAACACAACCCCUCUUCCUAGACUGACACUACUGAGAUACAGGAGAAUGGAUGGUCAUGAUACAUGGAAUAUGUAUCAUGACCUCAGAUACAACUACAAAAUGUAACACAACCCCAGAUACAACUACAAUAUGUAUCAUGACCUCAGAUACAACUACAAAAUGUAACACAACCUCAGACACAACUACAAUAUGUAUCAUGACCUCAGAUACAACUACAAAAUGUAACACAACCUCAGACACAACUAAAACAUGUAACACAACCUCAGACACAACUAAAACAUGUAACACAACCCCUCUUCCUAGACUGACACUACUGAGAUACAGGAGAAUGGAUGGACCAUAUUAUAGCCUUACCUGAAGGAGAAAUUACAUUUCCUGGCAUACACAUCACCAUAGAGGGCUUCCACUGUUUUGAACGUAGUCAACUGGGUGGGACCUUCAGCUUUAUUGGCUGAUCCCUCCUUAAGGCUCUUGCAUGUCCAACUGGGAUCAGUCAGUUGCAAAGAAGAGAUUCCCUCAAUGGCACUGCCCAAGCGUGCGCACGUCAUAGUGACUCAAAAGGACAGAUGAGACCUCUUUUCUCUAUGGGCUGGGCUGACUUGAGAAAGAACAUGUCUUCAUAUUAUUGCUGAGUCCUCUUAUAAUCUCUAUUGGUUGGGUCGACCUGAGAGAGAGUAUGUCUUAAUAUUAUUACUGAGUCCUCUUAUCCAUCUCUAUGGGCUGGGUCGACCUGAGAGAGAACAUGACUUCAUAAUAUUAAUUCAGGGACUAGUUUCGAAGCAAUGACUACUAAUUGAUUACUUAUAGAACCACAUCAAUGAGACUUAUCAAACAGAUUUCCAAAGAUGUCCAGUCAUGAUAACCGGAGACUUUCUGAAGCACAGAAUGAGUACACGGAGUUGUGGAAUGCGUCAGUUAUUUAAUGUGUUGAUAAAUUCACAUAUUCCAAAACCACAAAAUAUAUUUUGUUUUAUCAAACGUCAAGGCUAUAUUUUCUCUGCUACAUUUUGACAAAGUACUUGCACAGAAAGUGAUACUGCGUGCCAACUGUCCUAGGGGUCUGUGAAUACAGUACAUGGUGUCUCUAUAGGACCAACUGAAAGAUGUUUUGUGUCUAUAGGACCAAUUGAAAGAUGUUUUGUGUCUAUAGGACCAAUUGAAAGAUGUUUUGUGUUUAUGGAAACAGGUGAAUGUUGGGUUUUUUUGUCUGUGGGAACAGGAGAAAGAUGUUUUGUGGUAGAAAUAUUUAGGACCUAAAAAGUCCACACUGCAGGUUUUUUUAAAAGCUUACUUCAUGUUUUGUUCCAUGAGACAGUUCAAGCCACGGUUUGGUUAUGCCUUUAAACACUGGCCCUUCAGCUAUGUGCCAUAUUCACCACGAACCACAGUGAAUAAUUGUGUUAGUGAUGCCGGGCCUGAUUGUAGCCCAACAUGGGUAUUUUUAACUGAACCAGCCACUAUGCACAGUGGGCUAACUCACUAACUCAACCAGUGAUAACCAGAUGAGUACACUAGCACACCUUUCUAACUAACUACACUAGCCCACCCUGCAUACUAAACUACCCCACCCUGCAUACUAAACUACCCCAUCCUGCUAACCAAUCUAACCCAACCAGCUAACGAACUACACUAGCCCUCCCGGCUAACUAAUUACAUUAGCCCAACCUGUUAACUAAUUACACUAGCCUACCAUGCUAGCUCACCCUGUUAAUUACACAAACCCUCACUAACCCUGUGUUUGAGCAUAUCUUUUCAUCCUACAUUAUCCCAAGGCAUCAUACACCAUCCCACGGCGUCAUACACCAUGCCACGGCGUCAUACACCAUGCCACGGCGUCAUACACCAUGCCACGGCGUCAUACACCAUGCCACGGCGUCAUACACCAUCCCACGGCGUCAUACACCAUCCCACGGCGUCAUACACCAUCCCACGGCGUCAUACACCAUCCCACGGCGUCAUACACCAUCCCACGGCGUCCUACAUUAUCCCACAGCGCCAAUAAACUUUAUCCCACAGCGUCAAUAAACUUUUCCCCACAGAGUCUCACACUAUCCCAGAGCGUCAUACACUAUCCGACAGCGUUAAUACACUAUCCGGCAGCGUCAUACACUAUCCCGCAGCGUUAAUACACUAUCCGGCAGCGUCAUACACUAUCCGACAGCGUUAAUACACUAUCCGGCAGCGUCAUACACUAUCCGACAGCGUUAAUACACUAUCCGGCAGCGUCAUACACUAUCCCACAGCGUUAAUACACUAUCCGGCAGCAUCAUACACUAUCCCACAGCGUUAAUACACUAUCCGGCAGCGUCAUACACUAUCCCAGAGGGUCAAUACACUAUAUGACAGCGUCCUACACCAUUUAACAGCUUGAGGAUUCAAACUACCAACCUUUGGGUUAUUGGUCAGUCUUUAACCAUUACAAUAUUCUACAUCCUAUCUAUCUGCCCUUUGUGUUUCCUGCUGUUAACUGUGGGAGCUGUCCUACUCUUAUCAAGCCUAGGGCCCUUCAUGACCAUUUACAUUAUUUGCAUUUUAGUCAACUGAUACUGUACAUGACCUGUAGUACAAGCUGCUCUGUAUAGCUGUGUCCUACUAGAUCUCACAAAGACAAAUGUACAGGAAUAUAAUACUUGACCAUUUGCCAUUACAUGUCAAACGCCAAAAGAUACAUAUUUGUAUGUAGCUUCUGCCAAAAUGCAUUUGAGACACGUGCUUAAAAUCAACACAAUUGGUUUUCUUACACAAGAGGGAUGUAUAGUACAGUGCCCAAUGAGGCUACACACCUCAUGCAAGCUUUGUAAAUGUUUCUGCUGCCUUAAAAUGACCACUAUACAUUUUCCUAAAAAAUAUUAAAAACAAAGAUGUCUUGACUGGGCAUGUCUUCACACCGCGUAUUUGUACUGUGGAAACUCCCCUUGGUAGUCAUUACAGCUACGGAACAUUUGGAAUUAGAUAUCUUUAAUUUUGAAAAAGGGGAGUAGGUUGUGUACAUGGUUAGGGAUAAUCUAACAUAUAUUCUAAUGUAAUGUAUUCCAAUGUGAGAUUUCAAUGAAGGCAGCACCAUGUUAAGAGCAGGGGGUGUAUAGCCUGGCCAGUGACUUACUGUUCACUUUGUUUUGGCAGCUCUCUGUAUCAUGAAUGUACACAGCUACAAUAAAAGUCAGAAUCAAUCUGUUAAUCAAUAGUGAAACACUAAUAUCAACCUCUUUAUUGUGUCAGCACUGUACACUAAGCUUAUUCGACUGAACUAUUAGACAUGUGUGGUCCUGUAAACUGCAUGAAAAUGUGUUUAUCAAAUGAACCUGUUGUGUAUUUUUUUUUUAUCAUAUAUUGUGGAUGUUUUUGUACAUAAAAAGCACUUUAUUUUCUUUUUUUUUUUUUAAGAUGAAUAAUAAAUAUGUGUUUUGAAAUACA